Messenger RNA from Phlebotomus papatasi, 4030 nucleotides. RefSeq names its product intraflagellar transport protein 56 (gene Ttc26). The transcript has 5 exons. Gene Ontology annotation, cellular component: ciliary base; intraciliary transport particle B; ciliary basal body. Gene Ontology annotation, biological process: intraciliary transport involved in cilium assembly; intraciliary anterograde transport. The record is from RefSeq and is a predicted model, not a curated record. NCBI's taxonomy places the organism in Eukaryota, Metazoa, Arthropoda, Insecta, Diptera, Psychodidae. Bases 180 to 1847 code for a protein of 555 amino acids. Gene Ontology annotation, molecular function: identical protein binding; intraciliary transport particle B binding.
CUUUAUAAGAUGCUGAAGAUAAUGUUGACAACGUUAUGCAAUUAUUUCAAACAUCAAUUUUGAGAGCAAACAUCCGUUGCAGAUGGUUUUUAGAUUUACUUCUGAUAUCUCCAUGGAAACCUUUUCAAAAUCAACAUUGCUCUUAAAGCUGAAUAUCGAUUAACAAAAGUUAAAGCAAAAUGAUUCUCUCAAGAACUAAAUCUGAUUCAGCCAGUAGUGCUCGUCUGUCUGCAGGAAAUGGAGCAGUUAAAAAGCGUUCUCUACCACAAUUUGAUGACUUUUUGCUCAAGAGGGACUACACUGGAGCGAAAACCCUUUUGGAGUUUACAAAACCCAAGGAUAGUCCAGUUGACUGGAAUAGGGAACUCUGGGGGGCUUUCUGUGCCUUCCAUUUGGGCGACUACAGGAAGGCUUUGGAGCAGUAUGAGGUCAUUCGAAAGGGUUCUAAGGGUGCAGUUCCGGCAAAUGAAGUGGACAUCAAUAUUGCUGUUUGUAUGUUCUACUUGGGAAUGUAUGAGGAAUCACUGAAGUUGGUGGAAAGCAUUCCCAAUACUCCCUUGAAGAUUCGCAUAUUAUUCCAUUUGGCCAAUAAAGUUGGGGAUGAGGAUCGUUUAAUGGAGUUACAUGGGUCACUCAGGGAUGUCACGGAGGAUCAACUGAGCCUAGCUGGAAUGCACUAUCUGCGAGCGCAUUACCAGGAAGCUAUCGAUAUCUACAAGAGAAUCCUCUUAGAUAACAAAGAUCUUCUAGCUGUCAAUGUGUACGUGGCUCUGUGCUACUACAAAUUGGACUAUUAUGAUAUAUCCCAGGAAGUGCUGGAUCUCUAUCUGACUCAACAUCCAGAUAGCACAAUAGCCAUUAACCUAAAGGCAUGCAAUCGCUUUAGGCUGUACAAUGGGCGAGCAGCUGAACAGGAGAUUCGUGGCUUGGUGGAUAGUGGAAGUUUUGGAGCGGAAUUGCUGAGGCACAAUCUUGUGGUUUUUGAGGGUGGUGAUGGAGCUCUUCAGGUUCUGCCUAAUCUUGUUGAUAUUAUCCCAGAGGCACGCCUCAAUCUGGCAAUUUACUAUCUCCGCAGAGGAGAUAUACAUGAAGCUCAUCAGUUGAUGAAGGAAGUUCAGCCAGCCGUUCCACAUGAAUACAUUCUUAAGGGUGUCGUUCAUGCUGCUCUUGGGCAACAGAUUCGUUCGAAAGAACACAUCAAAAAUGCCCAACAGUGUCUUCAUCUGGUUGGUGGAUCAGCUUCUGAGUGUGAUACAAUACCCGGACGUCAGGCAAUGGCAUCAGCUUUCUUUCUGUACUCACAAUUUGAGGAAGUUCUUGUGUAUCUGAAUUCCAUUCGAAGUUAUUUUGUUAACGAUGACACCUUCAAUUUUAACUAUGCUCAGGCCAAAGCUGCCACGGGAUAUUUUAAGGAGGCUGAAGAACUUCUUCUGCAGAUAACUGAUCCUGCUAUUCGGGGAGAACAUACGUGGUCAAUGGUCUUGGCAAGAUGUCACAGUCAGUGUGGUCAUGCUGAUCAAGCUUGGAGUCUUUUUGUCACAAAAGAUUCCACACCUGAAGCUUUUGCUCUGCUUCAGCUGAUUGGGAAUGAUUGCUACAGAGCUGGAGAGUUUUGGGUGGCUGCCAAGGCAUUUGAUAUGCUAGAAAAAUUAGAUCCAAAUCCUGAACACUGGGAGGGAAAGAGAGGAGCAUGUGCAGGAGCUCUACAGGCCAUUAUCGCUAAAAGACCUAAUGGAGGACCUCCGGGUGGAGUUAGUGACAUAAUAUCACUUUUGAGGGAUUCCACGAACUCUCAAGCUGAGUCCAUGACGAGAACAAUUCGCAGGUUUGCCAGUUCAAUCAAGUAAAAUUCUGUCAAUUGGGACAUAAUUAAUUUUAAAAGAAGGACAUGAAAGAAUAGGACAAAGUUUUGCUCAACAUUAGGGUAAAUUAAGCUAAUUCAAAACCUGCUCCAUAUGGAGAUUUUUCGCUAUUCCAAAUGGAAACGUCACUGUUUUCAUGAUAAAUAAAGUACUAAAUUACUAUAUUUAUAUAUUUUCUAUACCACAGUUUCACUAUUUAGUUAAUUUUGCUCCAAAUAAAGCGAAAAUCCAUUCAUAUUCACAAAUUUUAAUUUGUUAAUUUCUCAGAAAAAUUAAAAGUGUACCUUUUCACAAUCGAAUUUUUCAUAGAUCGACCAUGUUUUCCAAUGAAAAACACAAUGAGGUGACUGUUGUUUAUUCGUUUUGUUUAACAUUUAUGACAUAUUUCUGGCUAAUUUUAGUUAAAUUAAGUGCUAAUCUUUAUUGUUAACGGUAUGUGAAGUUUUCAAAUGAAAUAAUUACCUAUUUCGUGAACAAAAAGGGUUUUUCUGAAGUGUCUGCAAAUGCUUCAAUAGGAAACCCCGGAAAUAUGUUUUUUUGUAGAGAUUUUCUUAUUGUUUUAGAUAGGAAAGGAAAAAGAUCAGAAAUAAGAACAAAUCCUACACUCAAAAGCAACUCACCAAGGUUUUGGAAGCCUUUUGAUGCGGUUUCACUAACACUGUUUGUCUCCAAUUAGAUACUUUCCUUGUCUCCAUUUGGAUUAAUUUGUUUCCAAUAGAAGCAUUUUACGCUCGCGUAUUUUUCAUGUAUUUAAGAAGUUUUCAAAUUAUAUCUAAAGAAAUUUCACUAAACAGUAACAUUCUAGAAGAGUCAAGGAGCAAAUUUAUGUAAUUCUCUUCAGAAAAAAAUGAACUUAAUGUCUUGAAUCUUCUGUCAAAGUUAAAGCGCCUGGAAAUGGUUUUGAAUUAGGACAUUUACCCUACCGAUUUUUUUUUAAAAUUAGAAUCUUGCACAAUCUGGUGGUUCAAAGGGGAUGGAUGCGAUUACAUAGCCUCUCCAUUCCAAUUCCUAUGCCCACCUCCACGUCGGUGAACCACGGACUGCAAACACGUUGUUUGCAGACAAACGGGCAAGGGAUCCCUGAAUCGAAUGGAUUCAGGGAUGAAGGAACUCAGUUAGAGUGUCACAAACAAUCUGGUCGACUGGGUUCCUUUGAGUCGGGUGUUCUCAAAGCUGUGAGGAAAUGCACCAGGUACGUUUAUGAAGUGUAACAAUGGAGUAAGGUGAAUUCAAUUGGAUUUGAUGAAUCCAGAUGGUGGAAGCUUUUGGAACUUCCACAGUUGUAUUGACCUUUACGCCAUUGUUACCCAAAUAAUGAUGUAUCUGGAAACACUGUCUAUAGCGGCUUUGAAAAGACCUGAUGCCCUCAGAGGUGUCAAAUUGCACGUAGUCGAAGGUUUUGUGACCUUUUAUGUGAAUUUGAAACUCCGAUGGCCUACCGGGCGCAAUGUUGCCCAAAGGGACAUCUGAAUAGGGCACGGAAAAAGAGGCUAAUACCCUCAUGGAGCUGAGGCCAACACCCUCAGGGAAAUUACAUUCUGCAUUUGCGGAGAAUUCGGCGCAAAUGUAGAAGCAUAUCUGUCCUUUUGGGAUACCUGAGCUGGUCUUCAAGCGCAGAUUGAGUUUGGAGAGGAGAAAGCUUAGGUACCAAAAGGAUGCAAAGAUCUGAGAAUUACGGUUGUCAAGGAUAGGGACGGUUGUCGGCCUAAUCAUUGACAACUGCGGAAUAAUUGCCCUUUCGUGAGGAAAGGGCGGAAUAAUUGCCCUUUCGUGAGGAAAGGGUGGAAAUUUGGCCUACGGCGGUGCAAAUUGCUGUAGGUUGGAAUUGCAAUGUCAAAUGAAGGGCAAGCUGAGCAGAACGGCUUGCAUCAUUUGCCAUUGACAGUUUUGAGCCGUCUAUCGAAACGGAUAGAUGGGACCCCAUAAGAACAAAAAAUCAAAAAAAAAAUAAAUAAAACUUAGAUGUAAAAAGGUUGUGCAAGGUUUUAAUUUCCAAAGUUAUGUUUUUUUUUUAAAUCACAAUAAUUACACUUUUCUUUAAAUUACGAAAGCAAGCAGUAAGAAGAGUAUGAAGUAGCAGUUCCGUUGAUUUCUAAAUUACUUUUGUCCUAUUCUUUUUGGUUUAACAUGUUAGUUUCUGAAUAAAAUUUCAAAGCAACCACAACAAA